Molecule: messenger RNA, 5520 nt
Organism: Syngnathoides biaculeatus (alligator pipefish)
Lineage: Eukaryota; Metazoa; Chordata; Actinopteri; Syngnathiformes; Syngnathidae
Product: unconventional myosin-XIX
Exons: 25
Coding region: 472-3279 (935 amino acids)
Biological process (GO): actin filament organization; vesicle transport along actin filament
Cellular component (GO): vesicle; cytoplasm; actin cytoskeleton
Molecular function (GO): microfilament motor activity; actin filament binding; ATP binding
Source: RefSeq, a predicted model, not a curated record
GUGACGUCAUCCGGAAGCGGCGUGAGGACCGUGUGUACUUCAGAAGCCACUCGGGUUCGCUCGGAGAAAAGACGGCUCGAGGUAUUACGGGAGUUGCCCUUCAACUAGUAUUAUAGUAGCAAUUUGUACAACAUGGCAGAAGUUACGAUUCCUUCCAGAGGGAAAUUGACAGUGUUCUAAAUUUAAAAAACAAACAAGCUUUGUGUACUUUGCAACUCCCCGUCUCAACGAACGCUUAAACCCAUGAGUUCUGUGAGCGGUCACAUUAAUGGAGAACUCAGCAAUGGAGGAGGUGGAUCGCCGAGACUGUCGAAAGUCCUCAGGCGAUGUUGCACGUCCAGUCUAUGUGAUUCUAGAGGGAUAAAGAAGUUGUCAAGCUGCAGUGAAAGUGACUGACUAGAUUAAGACGGACAUAUUCACUACAGUAGCGGGAUUAUGUAGGUCCAAGGAUCCAUACAGAAUGUUUCUUCCAUGGAUCGAUGCUUUAAUGACUCACUGGAGGAGGAAAUUCUGGCCUUCCUGAUUGAUGAUGAAGCACAGCUGCACAAAUAUGACGAUCUCACAAAAGUCAACCCUGUGACGCCAACAACGGUGCUGAGAUGCCUGCAAGCCAGGUACAGCGUCAAGGUAUUUUACACCCAUGCUGGGUGCACCUUGGUGGCUCUUAACCCCUUCCAACCUGUUCCUGACCUUUACACAUUGGAUGUGAUGAAAGAGUACCACCAUACUCAACAGCUCAAGGAUCCUAAGCCACAUAUCUUUAUUGUGGCAGAGGAAGCUUACAGGAAUGUUCAGGGUCAGAGAGUGCCAGUGGACCAGUCCUUGGUGGUCAGUGGGGAGAGCGGUGCAGGAAAGACAUGGACCUCCCGUUGCCUGAUGAAAUACUAUGCCACAGUAGCAGCGUCCUCUUCAGUGGUGGAGAGUCAGGAUACUGUGGAGAGGAUAGAGAGGAGAGUGCUGGACUCCAAUCCUAUUAUGGAAGCUUUCGGCAACGCGUGCACACUCCGCAACAAUAACAGCAGUCGCUUUGGAAAAUACAUUCAGCUCCAGCUUGACAGGUGUCAGCUGCUUGUGGGGGCGUCUGUGCAGACAUAUUUACUGGAGAAGACUAGAGUCGCUCACCAACCUGCUAAUGAAAGGAACUUUCACAUCUUUUACCAGAUGAUAAAAGCAGCCACAAAAGAACAGAGAAAAGAGUGGAAUAUGCCACAAGGUCACACCUUUGUGUGGCUGCCAAAUGUUGAAAAUACAAUAGAGGAGGACUGUUUUCAAGAGACCGUUGAUGCGAUGGUCCACCUGCGAAUUAAUACAGAGAGGCAGAGACAGAUAUUUAGGAUACUAGCAGGUAUUCUGCAUUUAGGGAAUGUGAAAUUUUCAAUAUCAGCAGAUGAAUCCCAGCCAUGUCACACUAAGGACCAAUCCAAAGACACCUUGCAGAAGGCUGCUGAACUGUUGCAAAUCCCUGCUGAGGAGCUUCAGACUUGUCUCAGUGUGAGGACAUUAAAAGCAGGGAGGCAGAGUGUACUCAAGCCUUGUUCCCAGGAAGAGUGCUGCAUGCGAAGAGACUGCCUUGCCAAAGUCAUCUAUGCCGAAUUAUUUGAGUGGCUGGUGACAUUUAUCAACAGCAGCAUUUGUGCUGACAAAUCCACUUGGUGCAACUUCAUAGGUGUUCUAGAUGUGUAUGGCUUUGAAUGUUUCCAAAGUAAUAGUUUGGAACAGCUUUGUAUCAACUAUGCCAAUGAAAAACUCCAGCAGCACUUUGUUACCCAUUACCUACGAGCUCAGCAGGAAGAAUAUGUAUCAGAGGGACUACAGUGGUCCUUUGUCAAAUACCAAGAUAAUCAGAGUUGUUUGGAUCUCCUUGAAGGAAGCCCUUUUAGUGUGUUUUCUCUUCUUAAUGAGGAGAGCCGUCUUAAUCGAGCGUCUGAUGCCAAGGCGCUUAGAAGUCGUCUGGAGAAAGAGCUUGGUGACAACGGCAACAUCAGCUGGAAUAAAUUAAGUAAGGUGCCGCAUUUUAGUGUGGCACAUUACGCUGGCAAAGUCCACUACAAGAUACAGGGCAUGGUGGAGAAGAACAAGGACCCAGUGGCGCCUGAGAUCAUCAGCCUGCUUCAGAUGUCAGAUAAUCCCCUCCUUCAGCAAAUCUACACAGAAAAGGAGACUGAGAACUUGUCAAGCAAGGGGCUCAGUAAGGUCACUGUAGUCUCAAAGUUCAAGAACUCCCUUGAGAGCUUGAUGAGCAUCCUCCACACCACAACACCUCAAUACACCCGCUGCAUUAAACCCAAUUCUGACUGCAAGCCGUUCAUCUUCAAAAAGGAGGAGGUGUUAAUGCAGUUGGAGGCCUGUGGGAUUGUAGAGACAAUACACAUAAGUGCUGCUGGCUUUCCUAUAAGAAUUCCAUUCAAGGCUUUCAUACAACGCUAUGGAUCCAUAGUGAAAAACUCAAGUUUCGUGUCAGGAGCACCAGAUCUUGUAAAGGCUGGGAGAGACAAUGAAAUUAACCUACAGGAGGUGCAGAGGGUACUUGACUUCGUGUUCCAACUAUCAGCACCUAAUAUUAGAAGGGAACCCAAAUCUUUGGUGCAUUGUGGACGGACCAAAGUUUUUCUCACCCAGUCCAUGUUAGACUUACUGGAAGAUCACAGGAAGAAGAUCCUCUCAAAGUCUGCUUUCUGCAUUCAAUGCUGCUGGAUGCGCUACCAACGCCGCAAACGUCACGAGCGACGGCAUUCUGCUACUCUAAUCCAAGCAGCGGUCCGUUCUUGGCUCGUCAGGAGGCGGGUACAGAAAUGGGACAGAGCUGCAGCACUUAUUCAGAAAGCUUGGAGGAAGUGGAGGGCAAUGUUGAAGUCCUUAGCUGAGGCAGAGCUCGAUGAUGCAGAAAACCUCAUGCAGCAAGACGUGCCGGAAUUGAACGACAUCAUCAGGGAACUGGGCUCAGUGCAGCUCUCUAGCGUCCAAGAGCCCAUCACAGUGCGAGGGUGGCCCAUGGGCCUGGCUUUGCCAUCAGCACCAUCGAUCACGGUCUCCAUGAGGGCCACAGGCCUUCAUAAGAUGAUGUCUGUGGUGGCCUCUCUUAAACUACCUUCCAGAAGGGGAGAGUACAAGGUAAAGACCAACCAAAACAUGCAGGGAAUCACCUCUAUUCGAGCUCAACCCAAGGGAUCUGUCAAACUACACUGCAAGCGUUCGCCCCUUCUCUAUGCAAACAGGCAGCCAGAGAUGAGGAAUUACGUGACUGGCUUCAAUGAAAUCCUGCUGGAGAAGACUCAAUAGUUCCUACUUGCGUGAACAAGCUGCUUUCUGGCACACAGGGAACCAUAUACAUGUACUUUUGUCAUUUCAUUUUUCAUCAUAAGGUGCCUUUUAAAUGCAGUCAUGUUUAUACACCAAUGUAAAGGGCAAAAAGACUUGCCCUUACAUAAUUGGGUCACACGCCAGAUCAGGUACAUUGCUGUGAAAAAGUAAUGGCCCCCUUUGCAAAUUCUUAUAUUUUUGUAGUUUCCCCACUUUUAAAAUGAAUGGAAAUAUCAGGGACAUACAACCAAAGUUUACUUAAAAUACAGUUUUUAAAUGGUGAGUUUAUUAAUAGAAAAAAGUAUUCAGUUAUCUGACCCUGUGUGGGGGAAAAAUAAUGCCCACCUUGUGAAUGCAUGAAUUAUGAUUAAUCACAAUUUUUUGGGGGGAGUUCCUUUUCAGUUAUCACUCCCAAGCCUGAUUACCUCCAGACCUGUUUAGUCAACAACUCACUUAAACAGUCUGUCCUGACAAAAACAAGUCGGAAAAAAGGAUCUAAAAAAAGCUGCAGCAAAAUGACACAGUCCAAAGCAAUUCCAGAAUUGUCCAGUAUAAAUAAAGUCAUUGAUGUGUCAGUCUUGAAAUGGUUACAAAAGCCAUUUGCGAAGCAUUAGGAUUCCAGUGAACCAUAAGGGGAGCCAUUAUCCUCACAUGGAUAAAAUAUGGAACAGUGGUGAACAUUCCCAGGCGUGGCCGGCCUGUAAAGAUAGCAGUGCUUUAUGUCGGAGGCCACAAUGAAACUCAGGACAAUUUCUAUAGAACUGCAGGCUUCCGAUACCUUGGUUAAGGUCUGUGUUCAUAACACAACACUGAGAAAGAGACGGCGCUAAAAUGACAUCCAUGGAGGGGCUCCAGCGCAAAAACCACUGCUGGGCAAAGCGAAUAUAAAGGCUCAUCUCACAUGGUUCCCAAGACUUUUGUAGGGAAUAUUACUGUAUAUAAACUGACAAAAUGAAAGUUGAGCUUUUUAGAAGGUGUAUUGUUAGAUAUGCUGUAAAUGGGGGAAAAAGAGCCCAUCAUACCUAUAAUCAAACACGGUGGUGGUAGUGUGAUGUUCAGCUGUUUAGCUCUUUCAGGAUCUGGACAAAUUGCUGUGAUUGAUGGAACCUUGAAUUUUGCUCUCUAACAGAAAAUCCUGAAGUUGAAUGUUCAGUCAUCAGUUUGUGACCUUUAGCUGACACACACUUGGGCUCCACAGCAGGAUAAUGAUCUCAAACACAAAAGCAAGUCAACUUCUGAAUGGCUUUAAAAAAAAAAAAAAAGUUAUGCAGUGUCCUAGUCAAGGUACAGACUUGAAUCAGAAUGAAAGGCAAUGGCAUGACUCAUGUUCAAAAGCAGUCUAUUUUUGCUGAAUUCAAACAAUUGUGGAAGGAAGGGAGACCCGAAAUGGUCACUCAGGUGUGAAAGAUUCAUAGCUAGUUAGAGAAUUUUGUUUUAUUUCAGUUGCUGCUGAGGAUGGCCCAACCGGUUAUUAGGUUUAGGGGUGGGGGCAAUAGUUUUUCACACAGGAUCAAGUAACUUUGAAUAGUUUUUUUCUUUAAUACAGAUAAAAUCACCUUUCAAAAACCCCAUUUUAAGAUCACUUGUUAGUCAGUAGUUGUCGAUUCGUAUUUGUUUGAUUUUAAAGGGGCAAAACUUUGCAAAAACAUAACUCAAGAGGGCCAAUACUUUUUCACAGUAGUGUAAGUGCUGCAAAGCUUUAAGAAAAAAUCCUAGUAAAAAUCAUUCAUCUUGGCCUUCAAUCGUUGGUACUGUAAAUGAUUGUCAGUACACUACUGACUACAAUGGUACGUGACAUUUCGCUUUCAAGUGAAAUUUGAGGAUGAACCUAAAAUGCACGCUAACCUGAAAAGGGGAACAUUUCACUUUCUCUUAACUUCUGAAUGCCAGGAUAUAGCCCACCUCCUGCCCAAAGUUAGCUGGGAAAGGCUCCAGCUUUCCCCGCGACCCUUGUGAGGAUAAGUGGCUAAGAAAAUGGAUGGUUGGAUGUUGCUUCAGGAAAAUAACUUUUCUUCUCACCGCUGCCUUCCAUUGAGUGUUGUAACUUUGUUAAAAAUCAGAGUACGUGUAGUUUGAGUUUUUUAAUGAUUCUACAUAGAAUGAAAAAGACUGAUUUUCACACACAAUCAUAUCAACAUAAUUCUGCUUGUAUGUUGCAGAACUAAAGAUGAUAUGCAUGUUUGCACAACUGAUGCAGGUGCACAUUCAAGCAACACACCA